GAUCCAACAAGCCACUUCCUGAUACACCUGUUUGUCAGGUAACGUGAGGAUACUCAGCCCGCAGUCUGCUGGCGCAACGGAGACACUGAGUCAUGACAAAAUAGAUAAUGGACGGGAUUUUUCCGAGGCUUUGACGCAACUUCGGCUCUUUUUGUUUGUUAUCGUCAUGCAAGUGAACCCGUUUUCUCAACUUAAAAUGCGUCUUCCGCGUCAAGGGAAUACCGCUCUGAAUGGCGUUUUGUUGCUGUAUUUGUUCGGCAUUUUCGCCCCUUCCCUAGUUUCCUCCAUCACUGUGAGUACACCAGCAGAGCUCCAUGCAUCUAAAGGGGAUGCCGUCACUUUGUCCUGCACUUACACUUCCACCAAUAGACCGACCAGUAAGAUGACUGUCGACUGGUCUUAUAGGCCCCAGAGUGGAGGGCCGCCAACGACAUUUUUCCACUUCUCCUCACGGGCGUUCCCUCCGCUUGACGGUCAGUUUACUGGUCGUAUCCUCUGGCAGGGAAUACCGGCGCGCGGGGAAGCCUCCAUCUCCCUGAUCAACGCCACGUUGACUGAUAAUGGGACCUACACGUGCUCCGUCAGAAACCCCCCUGACGUCCACGGGUCUCCGACUUCACACACUGUGCUCACUGUCACACCAAAAGUGCUCAGGAUUCGCUUCUCAGAUGUUGCGGUCCUCCUAGCUUUCAUCCUUCUCCCCUCCGCUCUCAUCACCCUCAUUCUGAUUGCCCGAAUGUUCUGUCCCAAGAAACAGCGCAGCCAAUCGAAGGGCUACAGAUCGCCCAUAGAGGUCACCGAGGGAGAGGAGUAUGGCAUCCACCCACCAGCCAAAGAGAAGAAGGCCUCAUGCUGUGACCUAUAUCUGCUGGACUCGGAGGAUGACAAUGUCUAUGACGACCUAAAAAAGAGGCCUCCUUCGGAUGAUGGCUAUGCUGAGUCUCAGUGCUAGAGAACCCUGCUGGUUGGGACAUGUGACCGUGACAUCUAACCUACUGGUGCCUUAUGGGAAGUGCUGAAUGCAAAUGAAAGUUGGAUUCAUGUCUUGUUUGCCAGUCAAACACUCACCAAGUCCCUUUGGUGAUGUUGACUUUUUGUGGUGACCCCCUUUGGAAUGAUACUUGUCUGAAUGAUGCAUCUCUUUAUAUCAACACUAUAAAUGAUGUCAAUAAUUUGUUCUACUUGUUGCCCUACAAGCUCCUCAUCUUUAAUUUCAAGGCCAAGCCAGAGGGCUGCAAUCCUAAAUUUAAGAGCUUGUAGUCUUGAUGAGAUAUUAUUAGUUUAUUGUGUCUGUACAGGUAAGCGGACGGUAUUAGCUUCAAACUGACCCUGUCCCUGCAAACACAAACGCACACACGGGAGCACUAAUAUAUUAUUUUUUUAUGUGUCACUUUCUUAUUGUGAAAUAGAUGGAUGCGUUUUGUCUAAUUUAUUGACUGUCUCAGUGCAGCUGUAUGUAAUCUGCCGAUGAAUUGUUGAGCUGCAGGGUGAACAUUUCUAUUAUAUCCUUUUAAUAUUUGGACAGAAAAUAAAUGGUUUGAUUUUGAAUGUCAA
Cottoperca gobio is the source of this 1554-nucleotide messenger RNA. RefSeq names its product myelin protein zero-like 3 (gene mpzl3). The record is from RefSeq and is a predicted model, not a curated record. NCBI's taxonomy places the organism in Eukaryota, Metazoa, Chordata, Actinopteri, Perciformes, Bovichtidae. The transcript is spliced from 6 exons. Gene Ontology annotation, cellular component: plasma membrane. Bases 167 to 952 code for a protein of 261 amino acids.